CUUCAGUUUGUGUUUCCUUGUUUGGUGUUUAUUUCCUGUCAGCGCUCUUAUUUUUUGUUGCAUUUCCUGCAUGUCUCCCUGAGCGCUCGUUCCCCUCACCUGUGUCUGAUUGGCAGCCAGGCACACCUGGUUGCAGUUGCCAAUAUUUUAGCCUGCCUCGCCUGUUCCUCGGUGCUGGAGGAUUGACUAUGUUUAGAACCUUUGCAUGCAGGACCGAUUCUCCCUAUUUUGAGUAUUAAAAGACUCUUACCUGCCCAUCGUUCUCCUGGUUCCUGCAUCUUGGGGUCACAAUUACCGCAGCCAGGCGGGUUCAUGACACCCACAUUUUUGGUAACCCUUUGUGAGAAUUAUGAUUAAUUCUUCAUCUAAACGGGAAGACACAAACAUCCCAUCAGUCGGCGUCCCAUUGAGAGCAGACAUUGUACAGAGUGUGAAUGAUUCCAAAAUAAAGUGCAGUUCCCCUUUGUGAGGAUUAUGAUUAAUUCUUCAUCUAAACGGGAAGAUACAAACAUCCCAUCAGUCGGCAUCCCAUUGAGAGCAGACCUUGUACAGAGUGUGAAUGAUUCCAAAAUAAAGUGCAGUUCCCCUUUGUGAGGAUUAUGAUUAAUUCUUCAUCUAAACGGGAAGAUACAAACAUCCCAUCAGUCGGCAUCCCAUUGACAGCAGACAUUGUACACUGACUCCCUGUCAGUCAGGCGCGGUGCUGCUCGCUGAUUGGUCCUCCUCAGCGGGGUGGGCGGUGCCUGCGCGGCACAUGGAGCCGCUGUGGGGGUCUCCUCAGUCUCCUCCAUCCUCCACGCAGGACGAACCUUCUCCGAGUCCACGCUCUCACCUUUUAGUGCAGAAAACACACUUUUCACGCUGAAAAUGGACUUUGAGGAUUUAGGACUUUAAUGAGAGACUUAAAUCGUCACUUUUGAUUGUUUUUUUUUUGCUUUUUGUUGUGUUUGAUGGCAAAAUGUCCCCGGAAGCUUCUCUCGUCCUCCUCCUGCUCUUCCUCCUCGGUCCGGUCUCGGCUCGCCGUGGUCAAGUGUCUUUCGGACGGAUUCGGGAGAACUCCCCCGCUGGGACUCCGGUGGCCGGGGUGGCGGUGCAAGUCCUAGCCGGUGUCUGCCCCGGUGAGGACCUGCUCAAAGCCGCCCUCACGGGGAACUACGCGGACGACUUCCGGCUCGUCCCGGUACACCCGGACCACCUGGUUCUGGUCUCGUCCAAAUCCCUGGACCGGGAGUUCAUCGCCAUGUACGAGCUGAAAGUGGACCUGCACCCCCGGUGUCUCUUCCGGGGUCCGGUCCAGGUCCAGGUGGAGGUGUUGGAUGCGAACGACAACACGCCUCGCUUCCACGGAGGGAACCAGACCGUGGAGGUGGACGAGCUGACCCUGCUCGGUACCGAGCUGGCCCACUUCCGCGCCAAAGACGGGGACGCGGGCGCGAACGGACGCGUGACUUUUUACACCCGGCCCGAGUCUCACCUGCUCCAUGUGGACUCCGCCACCGGCCAGGUGAGGCUGGUAGGCUCCCUGAGGGGCUCCCGCGCGGUGUCGGCCCGGGUCUACGCCAGGGACGGCGGCCGCCACCCGCUGGUCGGUGGUCCGGUCUUCCUGCACGUGCUGGUCCGCCGCCGGUCCGGCCGAACCAAGCGAGCCCUGUCCGAGGAGGUGGCCUACAGCGUCGACGUCCCCGACCAGGCCAGGACCGGAGACCUGGUCUUCACGGUCCCGGACCAGAGGUUCGAGCAGCGCUGGUUCGAGGUGAUAUCCGAGCAGGACUCGCCGGUCCAGAUCGAGAGGGACUCGGGUCGAGUCUACCUGGCGAGCAGCCUGCAGGAGCCCGCAGAGGUUCUGGUCAAAGUCCAAAGACACCGAGGUGAGGAGUGGUACCUGUGCAGGUUGACUCUGACCACGCUCAGUCAGGCCGACCUGCAGUGGACCAUGUUCCCCCGCCCCUACCUGGCCGCCGUGGGUGCUGACGCCGCACCCGGGUCUGUGGCGUACUCCCUGUCGGCACGGCAACGUGACGGAAGCCUUGGACAGCCCCAGUUUCUUUUACUGGACGGCGGGGAGGACUGCUUCGAGGUCCAUCGUAGUUCUGGCGACAUCAGGACCACGGGGCGACCUCUGACCCCCAACAAGGAGUACCAGCUGCGAGUGCAGGCGAUGGACGCUGACGGCCGCAAAGGACCGCCGGCCGCGGUGUCCAUCCUGGCUGGCUACCGGCCGCCGCAGUUCACCAACGCCUCGUACAGCCUGAACGUGGCAGAGAACAUGGCUGUCGGCCAACCCGUGGGAGCGGUCCAGGCCGUCUCCUUCCAGAAGAAGAUGCUGGCCUACGUGUUGCAGGUGAAUCCCGGCAACCUGUUCAGCAUCAACCAGGAGAGCGGCGCGCUCGGCCUCACGCGUGGCGUGGACUACGAGAGCGGACACAACGUGCACACCCUUCAGGUCCGAGCCUCCGAACCCGACACCGGCCUCAGCGGACUGACCGAGGUUGUUGUCUACAUAACAGAUGAGAACGACUGCACUCCUGAGUUCCUCCACUCCAUCUACACUCGAGACAACAUUCCUGAGAACGUCGCACCCGGAACGUCGCUGCUGCAAGUUUUGGCGCGGGACUGCGACUCGGGCGCCAACUCGGAGCUCUCCUACCGGGUGCACAGCAGCGACUUUGACAUCACCGCGGGGGGCGUGGUCAGCCCCGCCCGCCGCCUGGACUACGAGCGGCCCAAUCACGUCUACGAGUUCUCGGUGGUCGCCGUGGACGCCGGCACUCCGCCCCGCACGGGCUCCGCCUCCGUGCGCGUCCGAGUGGCCAACAGCAACGACGAGUCGCCCGUCUUCUCGCAGAGCGUUUACAAGACCUUCCUCAGCGAGGAUGCCGGGCCCGACACGCUGGUCGCCAUCGUCCACGCCAACGACCCCGACGGGGACGCCGUGUCGUACGCCAUCACCGGCGGCAACGAGGACAGCAACUUCCUGCUGGACAACCAGAAAGGCAUCAUUAAGCUACGUCGGAGUCCUCCUCCCAGACUGAGAGGUCCUCAGUAUGUCCUUACCAUCACAGCCACCGACGAUAACGCAUCCGGCGGUCCGUACCCGCUCAGCAGCUCGGCCCAGGUCAUCGUGGGGAUCAACGACAUCAACAACAACAAGCCCGUCUUCCAGGAGUGUCAGAACUACAGUCUGAACGCUGCAGUCCUAGAGAACCAGCCCCCCGGGACGUUUGUGCUGAAGGUCCAGGCCCACGACGCCGACAUGGGGGUGAACGGAGAGGUCAAAUAUGGCAUCAUGCACAGAGACGCGGUCUCCGUUGGUUUUGACAUCGACGCCGACACGGGCGUCAUCACGUCAACCGUGAGCUUCGAUCGAGAGCGGCAGAGAGAGUUCACGCUGUCCGUGACGGCCACGGACCAAGCUGAGGAGCCGCUCAUUGGCAUCUGUCAGAUUACUGUCCUCAUCGCCGACCAGAACGACAACGACCCCAAGUUUGAGAACAGCCGCUACCAGUACUUCCUGCGAGAGGACACCCCGGUGGGGACUAGUUUCCUGCGGGCGGCGGCGCACGACGACGACCAGGGCAGCAACGCGGCCAUCGUCUACUCGCUGUCCAAGCAGACGCCCUCUUACCUGCACAUCAACCCCAGCACGGGAUGGAUCUACGUCAACCAGCCCAUCUCACAGACGUCCAAAAUCAACCAGCAAAUCGUGGCGUCAGACGGCGGCGACCGCAGCGCCUCGGUGGAGCUGAGCGUCAUCAUCACCAACGUCCACAACCAGCCCCCCCACUGGCAGCGGCCCGAGUACUGGGUCACCGUGCCGGAGAACACCGCCAGAGACGCCAAAAUUGUGACCGUCAAGGCCACGUCCCCGCUGGGCGACCCGAGGGUCACCUACAACCUGGAGGAGGGCCAGGUGCCCGAGACCAACAUGCCGGUGCGCUUUUACAUCAAACCCAACCGGGCGGGCGGUUCGGCGUCCAUCCUGGUGGCCGAGAACCUCGACUACGAGACCACGCGCUUCUUCGCCCUGAGGGUCCGAGUGCAGAACGUGGCCGCCGUGCCACUGGCCUCCUUCACCACGGUCUACGUCAACGUGACAGAUGUGAACGACAACGUUCCUUUCUUCCUCUCGUCCACUUACGAGGCCACCGUUCCUGAGGGCGCCGAGGUCGGCACAUCCGUGGCUCAGGUGUCGGCCAUCGACCUGGACUCGGGUCUGCACGGCAUGGUCCGCUACACCAUCCUGAAGGACGAGAGCGGCGACUCGCAGCUCUUCAGCAUCGACCAACGCAGCGGCGCCAUCACCACCCGGGCCUCCUUCGACCGCGAGCAGAAAGCCUCCUACCUGAUCGAGGUGCAGUCGCAGGACGGCUCCGAGUCGGCACGACCGGGCCAGCAGGACCAGCCCAACACUGACACGGCGUACGUCAGGAUCUUCGUCACCGACGUCAACGACAACGCUCCGACUUUUGCCCGCCCGGUGUACGAGGUGAGCGUGGAGGAGGACAAGGAGGUGGGCUACGUGCUCAUCACCGUCACCGCCAACGAUGAAGACGAAGGUGCCAACGCCAAGCUGCGCUACCAGAUUGCCGCGGGAAACACCAUGGGCACCUUCGACGUGGAGCCCGAGGUGGGCACCAUCUUUGUGGCGCAGCCGCUGGACUACGAGAUGGAGCGGCGCUACGAGCUGCGGCUGGUCGCCUCCGACGGCAAGUGGGAGAACGAGACGCUGGUGGUGGUGCAGGUGGUCAACCGCAACGACGAGGCGCCCGUCUUCAGCCAGACGGAGUACCACGCCGUCGUCACGGAGGAGCUGACGGAACUUCCUGUUUUCAUCCUGGAGGUUUCAGCCACUGAUCCGGACCAAGACGCGGAUCAGACCGCCCUCCGCUACUCCCUCCACGGACAAGGUGCCGGAGGCGAGUUCACCAUCGACGAACGCACCGGGAGAAUUUACGCCCAGCGCCGCUUAGAUCGGGAAGAGCGCCCAGCCUGGAGAUUCCUCGUACUGGCAACAGACGAGGGAGGAACCGGGCUCACGGGAUUCGCUGAUGUUCUGCUGGAGGUCCGCGAUGUCAACGACAACGCGCCUUUCUUCCCGUGCCCGGCGCUGGAAGUCGAUGGCUGUUUUGUCGGCCAGGUGGCAGAGAAUUCCCCCGCCGACACCUCCGUCAUGGAGAUGAGAGCCAUGGACCUGGACGACCACAAUGAGGGCAAGAACGCGAUGCUGACCUACAGCAUCAUCAAGAACGUUCGGAACGAGAUCAACCUCAACCUGUUCUCCAUCAACGCUAAAACAGGAACCAUCUACACGGUUCUACGCUCCCUGGACCGCGAGGUAGAGGAACGCUACCUGGUGGUGGUGGAGGCUAGAGAUGGAGGCGGUUUGGCAGGGACGGGGACAGCCACCAUCUUGGUUUCGGACGUCAAUGACCACCCACCCGUUUUCUCUCAAAGGGUCUACACCACUCAGGUCGCCGAGGACCUGGAAGUCAACAGUGAGGUUCUUGUCGUGUCCGCCACAGACGGAGACCGGGACGAAAACGCCGUUGUGACCUUCAGCAUCGUCGGGGGUGAUGAAGACAGGAAGUUCUUCAUGGAGACGGACAAGGCGAACCGUCGCGGCGUGAUCAAGCUGAAGAAGAAGGUGGACUUUGAGAAGCCUCAGGAGAGGACUUUCAACCUGACUCUGAAGGCUGAAGACGCCGACUUCUUCAGCCUGGCCAACUGCCUCGUUCAGGUCCAAGACGCCAACGACCACGCCCCGGUCUUCUUCCCCCAGUUCUACGAGUCGCCGGCCAUGUCCGAGGACGUUCCUGUGGGGACGAUCGUCGCUCAGGUGUCGGCGACGGAUCUGGACUCGGAACAAAACGGCCGCUUUUCCUACAGUAUUGCCAGCGAGUCGGACCCCUACAGUCAGUUCCUGGUGGACCAGUCGGGUUGGGUGGUGGUGGCUCAUCCUUUGGACAGGGAGAGGAUCUCGCAGCACAGGAUCAUGGUCCUCGCCACGGACGCAGGCAGCCCGACUCUGACCGGCACUGCCAUCGUCAUGGUAACAGUGCUGGACAUCAAUGACAACGGGCCAGAGUUCGAGGCCCCCUACAGGCCUGUCGUCUGGGAGAACACGGCGGCCCCCCGGGCGGUGCGCAUGAACGACACCUCCCUUCUACUCUACGCCACCGACCGCGACACCUCCUCCAACAGCGGACCCUUCUCCAUACGGCUCCUCAUGCUCACCUCGGACGCCACCAGCUUCAACCUGACCGACUUCCGCAACGGCAGCGCGGCCGUCACGGCUCUGCGCACGUUCGACCGCGAACGCCAGAAGGAGUACCGCCUCCCCAUUCUCAUGAUCGACAGCGGCUCGCCUGCCAUGAGCUCGACCGGUACGCUGACGGUAAUCAUCGGCGACAGGAACGACCACCCGCACUCGCCGGGACACACCAACUUCAUCGUUUACAGCUACGAAGGUGUCCUCCCGAUGACAGUGCUGGGCCAAGUCCAGUCCCCAGACCUCGAUGACUGGAGCGAGAAGUCGUACCGAUUUGAAGGCAAACCAUCGAGGUUGUUCGGUCUCAACCACAGCUCCGGUCAGCUGAGCAUCAGGGAGGGGGCGCCGCCGGGCUCGUACCGCCUCCAGGUGCGCGUGUCCGACCCCGCCUGGCCGGACGUCACAUCCACGGCGCAGGUGGACGUGGUGGAGCUGCCGCAGGACGCUUUGGACAACGCUGCCUCCGUCCGCCUCCGCAACGUGACGCUGGAGGACUUCUUCGCCGCUCCAGGAGGGGAGGAGAGUCGCUUCUCACGUCUGGGUCGGACGCUGGCGCGCCUCCUGGGGACGGCGGCGGAGAACGUGCACGUCUUCUCCGCCCGCGAGCGGGGACGGGAGCUGAGCGUGUGGUUCGCCGCCCACGGCUCGCCGUACUACAAGGCCGAGAAGCUGCACGGCUACGUGGCGGCCAACAAAGCCCAGCUGGAAGCCAUAUUGGGCGUGUCCAUCUCCCAGGUGGGCGUUGACGACUGUCCCCACACGGACUGCGGCCACGCCGGCGGCUGCACCACCGAAGUGUCGUUCGGUCAGACCCCGGCGCCUCUCAGCUCGGGUAACGUCUCUCUGGUUUCCCUGCCGGCCAGAACGUCGGCGCGUUGCGGCUGUCGGGGUCGAGAGGCGACCCACCUGCUUUGCUCCGCCUACUCGACUAACCCCUGCCUCAACGGCGGCACGUGCCAGGAUGGACCACUAGGAUACAGCUGUAAGUGUCCGCCGAUGUUCAACGGGCCCGAGUGCCAGCAGACCAAACACAGCUUUGGUGGGCGGGGCUAUGCGUGGUUCCCUCCCCUCAGGCCGUGCUUCCAGAGCCACAUCUCUCUGGAGUUCCUCACAGAGUCACCCGACGGGCUGCUUCUUUACGACGGGCCACUCGGCACCGCUCAGCCCGGCGAGCCCGACGACUUCCUUUCCAUCGAGUUGAAGAACGGCAUUCCGGUUCUGAACGUGAACCACGGCUCUGGGACGUUGACCCUGCAGCUGCCGCCUGCGUCCAACGUCGCCGACCGCCGCUGGCAUCGCCUCGACAUCACCAGCGAUGGGAAGGCUGUGCAGCUGGUCCUGGACCAGUGUUUGGGGGCGCCAGUGAGCGAGCUGGAGGGACUCAGCGGAGAUCUCCACGAGCCAAACGAGUCCAGCUGCAGAGUUGCAGGAGAGACGCCCGGCAACGAGAGGUAUCUAAACGUGUAUCAGCCUCUUCAGCUGGGCGGCGUAAAGGAGGCGUCUACUCGCCGGCGUUACCAGAGCUUCUCAGGCUGCAUCCGCAACCUGGCGGCGGACAGCGAGGUGUACGACCUGGCGUCGCCCGGCGAGAGCGUGGACAGCAGCCCCGGGUGCAAGGUGACCGACGGCGUGUGCGUGACGGCGGGCGGGCCCUCCUGCGGCGCCCACGCUUCCUGCCUUGCCGACUGGGGCGCCUUCAGCUGCGAGUGUCACCCUGGGUACAGCGGACACAAGUGUGACUCAGUAGUUCCAGAAUUCUCUUUGGACUCAAACAGCGCGCUGAGGUUCCACCUUCGAGGAGGCAGCAACAGCCGCCGCACCAACAUCCAGAUGCUCCUGCGCACCAGGGCCACCUCGGGCACCCUGCUCUCUGUGACGUCCCGGGAGGCCAACAAGUACAUCGUGCUGGAGAUCGCAGAGGGCCACCUGGCGGUUCGGGCCAACCUCGGCGACGGUGCCCACGCGGCGAGACUCCCGGGUCAGCGUGUGGACAUCGGCCAGUGGGUCCUCGUCAGCCUCAGUCGCCACGACAACCUCUUCACCCUGCAACUGGAGCAGGGCGGAGGAGCCCGGGAGGUCCAUGCCCGCCUGGGGGGCCGCAGGGAGCUGGUGGUGGACCCGGCCAGCAUCACGGUGGGCGACGGACCCGACGGCCGGGACGAGGUCGACUUUCAGGGUUGCAUGCGGGACGUUCGCUUCAACGGGCGCCCGCUCCCUCUGGACGGGAAGAGCAGCGACCUCGUGACCGUACUGGAGAGGCGGGGCGUCACUUUUGGCUGCUUUACCGACGCCUGCCGAGCGCAACCCUGCCGGAGUCCGCUGCGGUGUGUCGACCUGUGGAGGAAACACCAGUGCAGGUGUCCCGGGGGUCAGGUGACUGUGACGGAGGAGUCGGGCGAGCAGCGCUGCGUGCCGUCGCCCUGUGGCCCCGCCUCCUGCCGCAACGGCGCCGUCUGCCAGGCGCUUUCACCGGAGAGCUACCGGUGCCGCUGCCUGGAGGGCUUCCGGGGUCAGCGCUGCGAGCUGGGCCAGGUCAGAGGUCACCGCCUGGCCGCCCUCAGCCCCAGCUCCAUCUUGGCCAUCAGCAUGUGUCUGCUCGUCUUCUUCGCGGUGCUGGUGGCGGUGACGGUGUGGAACCAGAAAGGCAGCCGUAACAAGUUCCGCAAGCGAGGCGUUUACCACAUCCCGGCCGAACACGAGAGCUGGGAGGACAUCCGAGAGAACAUCCUCAACUACAACGAGGAGGGCGGCGGCGAGCAGGACCAGAACGUCUACGACAUCACGGAGCUGAAGCGCCCGCUGUGCUCCAGCCUGUCGCAGUCGUCGUCGUGCACCACGGCGCCGCUCAUCAAGUCCUCGCCGGGCUCGCAGGAGGAGGUGCGCCCGUCCAGCUCGUCCUGCAGCUCCGGCGCCCCCUACCUCAGCAUCCCGCACCAUCACCAUCACUACCACCACUAUCACCACGCGCACCAGCAGCAGCAGCAGCACGGCGGCAGGGAGGCGGAGUCUAACGAGCCCACGCCGCGCUCCCACGUGGACUUUAAGAGCUACGUGGCGCGCAUCCUCUGGGAGGCGGACAACGACGGCGACGCCCUCCCGCCGGACGCCUUCCGCGUGUGGUGCGUGGAAGGCUCGGGGACGCCGGCGGGAAGCCUCAGCUCGCUGGGCGGCGGCGACGAGGACGACGACGACGAGGGAGGGGGGGCGGCGCACGAGCGGCUGUCACGCUGGGGGCCCAAGUUCAAGACGCUGAGCGAGAUGUACGACCGCCCCCAGCUGGCGCUCACGCACGGCGAGGCGCUGGCCUACAUGCACACCGGCGCCCAUCGUCAGCACCACUAGGGGGCGCAAAAGACGAGCGUUGACACCAGUAAGAGACAAACUUUGCUGGAACCUUCUGGAAGGUUUCUUCUCAGCUGCCUUAAUGUACUUGCAAGCGUUGACGCCGUUCCUCCGCCGACCACACGGUGGCGCCACCUUAGCGUCUGCACACUAUGGAGGUUCAUUUGUCUUUAUUAUGAAACCUUUUUUUGACUCUCACUAAACUUUUUGUGUGAAUUUUUGUGAACAAAAUGUAUUUACAUCAAAUUAUAAUUACAAAUUAGUUAAAAAUACAUUUAAUACAUUCUAAGAGAAUAAAUAAAUUAUAUAAUAUCAUAAAUACAUUUUAAGAAUUAAUUAAUUAAAAAUUAAUUUUACAUUUUUGAGCAAAAAAAAAAUUCAGCUUAUUAAAAUACAGUGUUUUAAAAUUAAUUGUGUCACAAUUCAGUGUAAAAGAAUUCAGUGCAAAAUUAUUUCAGCCUAUAAAAGUUUGGUGAAAAAAUUGGAAUAAUGAAUUAAAAAUUUAUUAUGAUUUUUUUUUUUAGCAAAAUGGUCAGAUUAUUAAAAUACCGUGUUUUAAAAUUAAAUGUGUCAAAAUUCAGUGUAAAAUAAUUCAGUGCAAAAAAAAUCCAGCCUAUAAAAAUUCAGUGCAAAAAUUAGAAUUAAUUGAUUAAAAAUUAAUUAUGAAUUUUUGAGCAAAAUGGGUGUAUUCAAAAAAAUGGUUUAUUGAAAUACAGUGUUUUAAAAUUAAUUGUGUCAAAAUUCAGUGUAAAAGAAUUCAGUGCAAAAGAAUUUCAGUGCAAAAAUUUGAAUUAAUUGAAAAAUAAAUUAUGGUUUUUUGAGCAAAAUGGUCAGUUUAUUAAAAUACUGUGUUCUAAAAUUAACUGUGUAAAAAUUAAUUGCAAAAAAAAUCCAGCCUAUAAAAAAUCAGUGCAAAUCAGUGUAAAAAGUGAAUUAUGAAUUUUUGAGCAAAAUGGGUGUGUUUAAAAAUGGAGCUUAUUAACAUACAGUGUUUUAAAAUUAAUUGUGUAAAAAUUCAGUGUAAAAGAAUUCAGUGGGGAAAAAAAUCCAGCCUAUAAGAAUUCAGUGCAAAAAUUGGAAUUAAUUAAUAAAAAAUGUAUUAGUAAUUUUUGAGCAAAAUGGGUGUAUUCAAAAAAUGUGUUUAUUAAAAUACAGUGUUUUAAAAUUAAUUGUGUAAAAAUUUAGUGUAAAAGAAUUGUGUGCAAAAAAAAUCCAACCUAUAAAAAUUCUGUGCAAAAAUUGGAAUUAAUUCAUUAAAAAUUAAUUAUGAAUUUUUGAGCAAUAUGAGUGUAUUUAAAAAAAUCUGUUUAUUAACAUGCAGUGUUUUAAAAUUAAUUGGGUAAAAAUUCUGCAUAAAAUAAUUCAGUGCAAAAAAAAAUGCAGCCUAUAAAACUUCAGUGCAAAAAUUGGAAUGAAUUAAUUAUGACUUUUUGAGCCAAAUGGUUGUUUAAAAUUUCAGCGUAUUAACAUACAGUGUUUUAAAAUUAAUCGUGUAAAAAUUGAACGUAAAAGAAUUCAGUUCCAAACAAAAUCCAGCCUAUAAAAAUUCACUGCAAAAAUGGGAAUUAAUUAAUACAAAAUUAAUUAUGAAUUUUUGAGCAAAAUGGGUGCAUUUAAAAAAUCGGUUUAUUAAAAAAAACAGUGUUUUAAAAUAAAUUGUGUAAAGAUUCAGUGUAUAAAAAUUCUGUGCAAAAAUUUGAAUUAAUUAAUUAAAAAUGAAUUAUGAAUUUUUGAGCAAAAUGGGUGUAUUUAAAAAUUCAGUUUAUUAAAAUAUAGUGUUUUAAAAUUAAUUUUGUAAGAAUUCAGUGCAAAAAAAAUCCAGCCUAUAAAAAUUCAGUGCAAAAAAUUGGAAUGAAUUAAUUAAAAAAUAAUUGUGAUUUUUUUUUUUCUAGCAAAAAUUCAGAGCCAAAACAUGUGUUGUUUCUAAACUCAAGACUCCAUUCUGGUAAAUUAAGACUGAGGCAAUGGAUCCUGUCUCAGAACCAGCCAGUGAGGUGCUUCAGUCUGAAAAUACCGGGCGUGGUUCUUGAGUUUUAAAGCAACAAAUAUUUAUGCAAUAUUUUUUCUACACUGAUUUUUUUUAAUCAGAUUUUUUUAUCCACUCAUUUUUUUGCAGUGACUUUUUAUACACAAAUUUUUUUCUUACACUAAAUUUUAUUCAAUAAAAUUGUCAGCAUAAUUUGAUGUAAAAAAAAAUAAAUCUGUUCACAAAAUUCAAACGCUAAAAUGAAAAAGUUUUCAUAAUAAAAACGCAAAAUGACCUCAGAAAUAUGUUUGGAAUAUUCCACUGGAACAUUUUCAUAGAUCAAAACAAAAAAUAAGAGAAAAAUGAUCAAUGCAAAUCCUAAAUCCAUGGAGGUGUGCAUUGAGAUCUUCUCCUGGGGGAUCUCUUCUGCCAGACCUGGACCAGGGCAUCACUUCAGUCCUGGACAGUCCAAGGAGACUCCACCUCCUAAAGUCCUUCAUUUGGAUCCCGGUCUCGUGGGCGGACCAGCCAGUCCACUGGUGUCUCUAUCAUGCAGGAACUGCUCACGGCAGAGGAAGCUUUGUCACGCGUCACAAGGAACACGACAGCGGAACAUGUGAGCGUACCUGGUCUGGCCCAAAGUGGUCAUGGAGGACAGAAGGUUCUUCCCCGAUCAUGAGCACAAAUGUUGGUCAGGCCCUCGGACCUCCUUCGUGGACUCUUUCUUUGAGCACCGUCCUGAACUGUAGAAAAAAGUGACUACACUGUAAAAAAAAAAAUUGAAUUAAUUAAUUGUGAAUUUUUGAGCAAAAUGGGUGUUUUUAAAAAUUAAUCUUAUUAAAAAACAGUGUUUUAAAAUUAAUUGUGUAAAAAUUCAGUGUAAAAUAAUUCAGUCUAAAAAAAAAUGCAGCCUAUAAAACAAAAAAAAUGUGUUAUUAAUUUUUGAGCAAAAUGGGUGUAAGUAAAAAUUCAGUUUAUUAAAAUACAGUGUUUUAAAAUUAAUUGUGUAACGAUUCCGUGUAAAAGAAUUCAGUGCAAAAAAAUCCAGCCAUAAAACUUUAGUGCAAAAAUUGGAAUUAAUUAAUUAUGAAUUUUUGAGCAAAAUGGGUGUUUUUAAAAAUUCAGCUUAUUAAAAAACAGUGUUUUAGAAUUAAUUGUGUAAAAAUUCAGUGUAAAAUAAUUCAGUGCAAAAAAAAAUGCAGCCUAUAAAACUUCAGUGCAAAAAGUGGAAUGAAUUAAUUAUGAAUUUUUGAGCUAAAAGGGUGUUUAAAAUGUCAGCGUGUUAACAUACAGUGUUUUAAAAUUAAUUGUGCCUAUUUAAAUUUGCCUAUAAAAAUUCAGUGCAAAAAUUGGAAUUAAUGAAUAAAAAAAUGUGUUAUUAAUUUUUAAGCAAAAUGGGUGUAUUUAAAAAUUCAGUUUAUUAAAAUACAGUGUUUUAAAAUUAAUUGUGUAACGAUUCCGUGUAAAAGAAUUCAGUGCAAAAAAAUCCAGCCAUAAAACUUUUGUGCAAAAAUUGGAAUUAAUUAAUUAUGAAUUUUUGAGCAAAAUGGGUGUUUUUAAAAAUUCAGCUUAUUAAAAAACAGUGUUUUAAAAUUAAUUGUGUAAAAAUUCAGUGUAAAAUAAUUCAGUGCAAAAAAAAAAUGCAGCCUACAAAACUUCAGUGCAAAAAUUGGAAUUAAUUAAUUAUGAAUUUUUGAGCAACAAGAAUGUUUAAAAUUUCAGCGUAUUAACAUACAGUGUUUUAAAAUUAAUUGUGCCUAUUUAAAUUUGCCUAUAAAAAUUCAGUGCAAAAAUUGGAAUUAAUGAAUAAAAAAUGUGUUAUUAAUUUUUGAGCAAAAUGGGUUUUUUUUUAAAUUCAGUUUAUUAAAAUACAGUGUUUUAAAAUUAACUGUGUAAAGACUCCGUGUAAAACAAUUCAGUGCAAAAAAAUCCAGCCAUAAAACUUUAGUGCAAAAAUUUGAAUUAAUUAAUUAUGAAUUUUUGAGCAAAAUGCGUGUUUUUAAAAAUUCAGCUCAUUAAAAAACAGUGUUUUAAAAUUAAUUGUGUAAAAAUUCACUGUAAAAUAAUUCAGUGCAAAAAAAAAUGCAGCCUACAAAACUUCAGUGCAAAAAUUGGAAUUAAUUAAUUAUGAAUUUUUGAGCAACAAGGAUGUUUAAAAUUUCAGCAUAUUAACAUACAGUGUUUUAAAAUUAAUUGUGCCUAUUUAAAUUUGCCUAUAAAAAUUCAGUGCAAAAAUUGGAAUUAAUGAAUAAAAAAUGUGUUAUUAAUUUUUGAGCAAAAUGGGUGUAUUUAAAAAUUCAGUUUAUUAAAAUACAGUGUUUUAAAAUUAAUUGUGUAAAGAUUCCGUGUAAAAGAAUUCAGUGCAAAAAAAUCCAGCCAUAAAACUUUAGUGCAAAAAUUGGAAUUAAUUAAUUAUGAAUUUUUGAGCAAAAUGGGUGUUUUUAAAAAUUCAGCUUAUUAAAAAACAGUGUUUUAAAAUUAAUUGUGUAAAAAUUCACUGUAAAAUAAUUCAGUGCAAAAAAAAAAAUGCAGCCUAUAAAACUUCAGUGCAAAAAUUGGAAUGAAUUAAUUAUGAAUUUCUGAGCUAAAAGGGUGUUUAAAAUUUCAGCGUAUUAACAUACAGUGUUUUAAAAUUAAUUGUACACUGUAAAAAAAAUAAAAUACAAAAUUGUAUAGCAGCUAAUUAUGUAAAUGUAUUAAUAAUCACCUCCAUAAGAACAAACUGCAUCUCAUUGUAUCUAAAGCGGGCGUGUCCAAAGUGUGACCCGGGGGCCAAUUUUCACUUUCAUUUUCACUUUUAAAUUUGGAUUAUUUACAUAUUAUUUACUAUUUUGAAUUCAAUUAACUUAAAAAAUAAAUUCAACCGGCGGCUAGAGUGGAUAGUGCGCACCCCCUUAUUUGUCACGUUUCAUGUGUCGGGUGAACCGUGACGAAUGGUGUCCACGUCUUACUGUUGUCUCCCCAACUGUACAAAAGCAUCCUUCAAUUCUCGGCGGACGAAAAAAAAAGUUUGGACACCCUUGCUCGAAAGCAACAUUAUCGCUGGAACGCGACGCUAAACAUGUUACACAACAUUUCAGUGGCGCCGUUUCUACAUACAGCUACAAUAUUAUCCAUCUAUUGUCCUCCGCUUAUCCAAGGUCGGGUGGCGGGGGCAGCAGCCUAAGCAGAGAGGCUACGAAAGUAAAACAACGGAAAAACCAAAAUAUGAGCAAUAAAUAAUACAUAUUUUUUAAUUGUAUUAUUUUCUUUGUUUUUGUUAAUGUUUACAAAGUCGGGGAAUCAUUUUCCUGGACACGGACGGACUGUGAGGGCAAAAAGCAAAGUAUUUAAAAGAAUAGAAGAUAGUAGUUUUUUAUGUAUUUUAGGUAUUGACUUUGUUUUGAUCCAACAAUUGUGUGUGAUAAAAGAAAAUAUGGAAGUAGUUGAAAUAUUGUGACACGGUCAAUAACUAAAAUACAUAGAAAAUGUUACAGUGGAUACAGGGGAUCGGUAUCUGUAUCGGCCAAUCUCACUCAUAUAUUAUAAAAGCAUUUAUAAAAAAUAUCCAUAAAAAUAACAUUGGGACUAUUUUAAAUUUACAGUAAAAAAAAACUGUAUUGUGACGACUGAGCUGACAGUUUUUUUACUGUUAAAUCAAAUUUUUUAUUUUUUUUUUACAGUCGAGUCACUUUUCCGUCCCGGCACAAAGCAGCAGGUGGUGUUCCUACUGCCAGGUAGUUGUCCUCACAAGCCCCGCCCCCUUUUACGUCAUCCCCCCCGCAGCCUGUCUCCUGCUUUCUCCUCCGCAGGAAAGGUUCUUGCCACAGCACACGCUGCCGCCGCUGCUACUACCUCCCAAAACGCUGAGUCGGCAGGAAUCCCCCAAGACCAGAUCAGAGUGUUGCUCCCUGACCUAACUUGGACUUCCUUUGGAAUCCAAAACCUGGACUUUGUUGCUCCCCCGGCAGGUUACUUUACUCCGAGCUAUGCAGCGUGUUUUGUCUUGGACUCCUUUUUGGCUUCUUUGUUCACUUUAAAAGUCACGUGAUAGCGUGUAAAUAAGAACAUUUUAUAACGACCUGACACAGAAAAUUCCUUUUGUAUAUGAAUUUCAAUAAAAAUGACUUUU
Entelurus aequoreus (snake pipefish) is the source of this 15687-nucleotide messenger RNA. RefSeq names its product neural-cadherin. Bases 959 to 9610 code for a protein of 2883 amino acids. The record is from RefSeq and is a predicted model, not a curated record. Gene Ontology annotation, biological process: homophilic cell-cell adhesion; cell-cell junction assembly; calcium-dependent cell-cell adhesion. Gene Ontology annotation, molecular function: cadherin binding; calcium ion binding. The transcript has 37 exons. Gene Ontology annotation, cellular component: plasma membrane; catenin complex; adherens junction. NCBI's taxonomy places the organism in Eukaryota, Metazoa, Chordata, Actinopteri, Syngnathiformes, Syngnathidae.